AUGGUCACAGUCGCUGUUCUGGUAGAGUGGAGGUUCAUCAUAGAGGACAGUGGGGAACAGUGUGUGGUGCUGAAGUCAGGCUUGUUGGAGGUUCUCGCUGCUCUGGGAGGUCAUAAACCUUCCAGACUGGUUAAUGGAUCUCACCUCUGCUCUGGGAGGUUAGAGAUACUUGAUGAUCAGAGGUGGGUUUCAGUGUGUGCUGCUGCCUUUGACCAGCAGGAUGCAGAGGUUGUGUGUAGAGAGCUGGACUGUGGGGUUCCUGUACAGGUGCUGGGAGAAGCUGCUUUUGGCAAAGGAGACGCUCAGAUGUGGAAACAAGAGAUUCAGUGCAGAGGAAAUGAAUCUCAGAUUUCAUUUUGCUCAAUAUCAUCACACAAACACAGCUGCACCAGUGACAAUAAUGUGGGACUGAUCUGUUCAGCUUACACAGAGGCCAAACUGAUGAACGGUUCAGACUCUUGUUCUGGUCGAGUUGAACAUCAAUAUCUCAAUGAGUGGGGCACAGUGUGCGAUGCAUGCUGGGAUAUGAGAGCUGCCAGUGUCCUCUGUAGACAGCUGAAUUGUGGGAUUGCUGUGUCUGUUGUGGGAUCAGACUGGUUUGGAGAAGGAAGUGGUGAAAUCUGGGCUGAUGUGUUUGAUUGUGACGGGAAUGAAACAAAACUCUCAGAAUGUUCCAUCUCUUCAUGGAGUCGAGCUGAAUGUUCUCAUAGACGAGAUGUUGGAGUCAUCUGCUCUAAUUCAUCUCUGGCUGUUCAUGAUGGUCUGGUGCGGUUGUCUGGAGAGAGACAGUGUGAGGGGGAGGUGGAAGUUUCCAUCCAUCAGGUCUGGAGGAGAGUUCUGCUGGACUCCUGGAGUCUCACUGAAUCCUCUGUGGUCUGCAGACAGCUGGGCUGUGGCUCUGUGCUGAACUUCUCCGGCUCCUCUUCAUCCAGUCCUGAACACAGUCAUGAGUGUGUGACGGGCUUCCAGUGCUCUGGGAGUGAAGCUCAUCUGGGGAACUGCAGCUCUCCACAAACUCUCAACUGCAGCUCCACACAACAGCUGUCAAUCACCUGCCUUGGUCACGGGUCCAUCAGGCUGGUGGGUUCUGGGGGAGACUGUGCAGGGAGGCUGGAGGUUUUUCACAGCGGCUCAUGGGGGACAGUGUGUGAUGACUCCUGGGAUAUUAAAGAUGCCCAUGUGGUGUGCAGACAGCUGCAGUGUGGAGUGGCCCUCAGUAACCAGCAGGUACCAGCCUGGUUUGGUCCUGGUUCUGGACCCAUAUGGCUGGAUGAGGUGGAGUGUGAGGGGAAUGAAACGUCCCUGUGGAGCUGCUCUUCUCCAGGCUGGGGAAAACAUGACUGUCAACACAAGGAGGAUGUAGGAGUCGUGUGCUCAGAGUUUAAAGAGAUCAGGUUAACUGAGGGCUGUGAAGGAAAUGUGGAGGUUUUCUACAAUGGAUCCUGGGGUAAUGUGUGCUGGAACCAGAUGGACAGUGAGACAGUGAGUCUGAUCUGUCAAGAGCUAAACUGUGGAAGAUCUGGAGCUUUUUCCAGUUCUAUAGCAAGAGUGAAAUCAGCUCCUAACUGGCUGGAUGAAGUGAAAUGUCGACCACAUGAUUCAAAUCUGUGGCUGUGUCCAUCUUCAACCUGGGGACAGAAUGACUGUAAUGAAGAUGAAGUGGCAAAAAUCACCUGUUUGGAACAGGAGAGUCAUGAAUCCUCUAGAAGCUAUUUGUCGUGCUCCACAUCUCCACAUCAGAGACAGUGUUCAGAGCAUGUUCCUCUCAGACUGAGUGGAGGGGAGGGCCGGUGCUCUGGGAGGCUGGAGGUGUAUCAUAACGCUGUGUGGGGCUCAGUCUGUGAUGAUCUGUGGGACAUCAGUGAUGCUCAGGUGGUCUGCAGACAGCUGGGUUGUGGAGCAGCACUGAGGGCUGAUGGGAAUUCAGCCUUUGGUGCUGGUGAAGGUGUUGUGUGGCUGAACAGAGUCGAGUGCAGAGGGAAUGAGAUUCACCUGUGGGACUGUCCUCUCUCCCUGAAGAACCACACUGACUGCUCCCACAAAGAGCACGCUGGACUCACCUGUGCAGAUUUGCCAGAUUUGUCAGUGUCCACUACUCCUGCCACACCAACAUCAUCUUCUCCUCCAGUUUCUCAGACAGUGAGCUCAACAUCAGUCACUCGUCCACAAACUCCUCCAGCAGCGUCUCUCUCUGUGCUUGAGAUUGUACUGGGAGUUGUGCUCUUACUGCUCUUAGUGCCACUGCUUAUACUGAUUCAGCAGAACAGAGUGAUGAGGAGAGGUAGGAGAGAUCCAGAGACUGUCAUAUUGUGUCUUAUUCAGUGUGUGAUCAGUCAUGUGUUGUGAACUGACAGCAGGUUUGUCUGUCUACACUCACAGCUCUCUCUAAGAGGAGACACAGGACCACGACUGAGGCCGUUUAUGAGGAGAUUCAUCACAGACACAAUCUCUUCACUCAGAGGGGAAGUGUCCUUUCUACUGAACAGCAUUCUGGGUAUGAAGAUGCUGAUGAGCUUCUUUCAGCAAAAUCUGCAGUAGGAAUGAAGACUGACUACUAUGAUGAUGUCACCACCACUGAAGUAGAGCAACAAAACACACCAGAGAAUUAUGAUGAUGUAAUCAUUGCUGAACGGAGACAUCAUGCUACAGAAAACUAUGAUGAUGUCGUCACUGUACGGCAGUUCUCCAAUGAUAAAAAAGAGGGCGAUCAGGAGGAGUAUGAUGAUGUGAAGAACGUCGGGGAAUAUAUGAGUGACAAGUUUGACUAUGAUGACGUGGAGGAAGCUCCAGGAACACAUGGAAGGGCUGUAUAACUCAAACCACACACACCGCCUCAAAUCAAAGUGUUUAAGUGGUCUGAAAAGUGUUUAAGAUCCUAUACUGUAUGUUUUACCUGCAGUCCAGCAAUGUUUUAUGUUGCACUUUGUAUUGAAAUCUUCUAAUUCAGCUACAAUUUCUGAAAAAAAAAAAAAAAAAAAAAAUGCAUUGCUUUAAAAUGUUUGAAUUGUUUUCCAGAGGUUUUUGCAGAUCAUGCUUUUUUUUUUUUUUUUUUUUUUUUUAGAAAUUUUAGAGAACAAAAAAACAACAAAUUAACAAUUUAGUUCUUUACUUUUAAGCCACCCCAACCACAGUCUUUAAUAUUUCACACAGCACCUUCAACUUAUAAAAAAUCCUUUUAAAUGUAGACCCACUGCUGGUGGACUUUUAUAUUUUGCUAAAAAUUGUUGGAAUUUACUUUGGGACAUAAGUUUACAAACAGCAGCUGUGAGCAAAUAUCAGAAAAGCACGUUCACUUUAUGUUCUGCAGAAGGAGUGACUGUCAGAAACACGUGACAUGCACUGUGAGCUGAAACCUUCAGUGUUUAUAACAGAGCUUUUUAAAAUGGAGACCCUGUUUGUUUCAUGUAUUUGUUUUAGAUUUGCUUCCAAUUUAAUUUUUGUUUUGAAUUGAUGUCCAUGUUUUCUAUUAAAGAGUUAAAAUCAGA
Molecule: messenger RNA, 3485 nt
Organism: Ctenopharyngodon idella (grass carp)
Lineage: Eukaryota; Metazoa; Chordata; Actinopteri; Cypriniformes; Xenocyprididae
Product: scavenger receptor cysteine-rich type 1 protein M130-like
Exons: 16
Coding region: 1-2346 (781 amino acids)
Cellular component (GO): membrane
Source: RefSeq, a predicted model, not a curated record